CAGCCGGCCGCCAGCUGCCCGCUAAGAACGCCAUGUGCUGCCCCGACCAAGAGGAUCGCGACCUGGCAUUUCUUCAUUCUUUUCCCAAGCGUUCCCUCGUCGCCAGCCUGGUCACUCUUGGGCGGUCUUGAUAUAUCAAAACCGGCUGUAUUGCACCUUGUUGUGACCUUUUGAAGCUCCCUAUCUGAUCUCUGUACUGUCUCGCCAGUCAAGCCUCGGCGUCUUCAUCUCGCUGCAUAUCAGCCGCCUAGCCCCGCGACGGGUGUCAGUAACCACUUUUCCAAUCCACACCCACCGACCGACCCAGCGAUCAACACCUCAACUCUUCGCCGUUCUUUGCUCCAUCACAAACGACGCAGCAAGAAGUCUCUUGUUCGCAGAACAUCGCACUCUCCGAGAAACAGCCAGCACUUGGCUGAAGAGCUUUCUUGUUGCACUUGUCCUACUGUCAAAUCCCCAGGGGACUAUACGUCCUUGGUUGUGCGGACGAGCUUCAUCAGCACAUUACUCCAUCGCUUUACGCGCCUUUCCACACGAGGGUUACCAGCUUGUAGCUCGAGCAAAAGUAUCGUCUCUGGUACCAGUCAAAAAGAGGCCCCAUUGAGGUAGCCUCUAACCUCUUGAGCAAGGCUCUCACACUCGCCAGGCUUUAGCCAAAGAUCCAUUUCACACCAUCGCCCUGGCGUCUGUUGCAAUCCCCUUCCCAAUGGGGACGUCUCUUGAUGCUCUCAAUGCACCCUCCAGUCUGACACAGAGGCGGCUCGCUGCCUCGAAUCUGCCGGCCUUCGAGCUCCCUCCUCCACCGCUACAGCAUUUUGGGUCAAUCUCGCAGAGAAUUCCACCCCUUGGCGGCAGCAUCCCAUCUCAUCAUUCAACCUCAAAUCUGGGUCACAUUUUGACUCCCCCAUCCAAUUCGGCCUCGGAGGGGAGUUCCUCAUCAUCUGCUCCUCCAACCGGCACAACUCCCAAUAGUGCCGCGGUCCCUGUCCUUCCAUAUACUCCCACUUUCUUCAACACUGCCACGACACCGACAGGGUACCAUACGGGCUACCCUCAGCCCACUUGGCAACAUGGCCCUUCGAUGGUUCCUCAACGGUCCAUGUUCUCCCCAGUCACUGGCUCCUUGUUUCGUCACAACACCAACUCUCCCACUGCAACCGAAGGCUCCUCUCUACCUCCUCCCCCGUAUGAUGUCCACGGCGUUCAUCCGUCCUAUGGCUCUUCGCUGCACCUGUCUUCGCCCGGCUCGGGGCCAAAUUCUGCACCUCCACAACACGUGAUGAAUGGAAUUCGCCCUUCGAGCCAGCCUUCUCCUCUGACACCGGUUGACCCGACCUCCAAAGGUCAACAACAGCCUUCACUUUUCACUGCCAUGCCUGGUUCAGGUGCAAGUCCCGCUGGGUACCCUUACUCUGCCCCAACGCCGGUUUCGCACAGUCCACAUCCUCAGACGCUCUCCGCACCACGUAUUUCACCCACCCUGAACCAUGGCGCUGUUCCGCAGCUGCACCCGCCAGGCCCCUUUAUGCGUCCACCCCCACCCUCGUAUUCGCUGCCUGCGAUGCCUGGACCGAUCAUGUCGAAUCUCCACAGCCCAGGGGCACACAUGGCCAUGGUUGGAAGCAUGAAUGCGGGCCUGCUCCCAAUGAAUUUCAAUAGUGGCUAUGCGGCCAACCCUAUUUAUGGACCGCAACGGAAUACCCCUCCUCAACAGCCGACAACACAAGACCGGCCAUUCAAAUGUGACCAGUGUCCACAAAGCUUCAAUCGGAACCACGACUUGAAGCGGCAUAAGCGGAUUCAUCUUGCAGUGAAACCGUUCCCUUGUAAUCACUGUGACAAGAGCUUCUCCCGCAAGGACGCUCUCAAGAGGCAUAUUCUUGUCAAAGGUUGUGGCAGCGGUCAUUCCGGAGAUGGCAGCAAUCGCGAAGAUGGGAUCAAAUCGGACUCGCCAGGGGACGACAUCUCGGAAAGCCCUACUGCGGCGAUUGCGGCAUAGCAUAGCACAACACACCUUUGACAGUGGCGGCGAAGCUGAAAUUGACGUCGCACACACAGGUUUUGUACAACAUUGUUCUCUCGACCACACUUUACAGAUGUUUGAAAAUUUAUGAGUUGAUGGGACAGCGGCAAGGGAUCGAAGCGUGUGGCAGAUACAGACUGUCUGCUUGGAUGGGCUCUGGCAUUGUAUGAAAUGCACAUUUGGAGAUAUAUUUGACUCGACUAUACCCAGGAAAUGACAGGUGCAGUAAUGGACAUGGAAAUGUGCGCAGGGGCGCUUAGUGGACAAGGUGGUAAUCAGUGGCCACCUUGGUAAUGUAGUCACAGAUCUAGGGUUUUGGAAGUGGCGAUUACCACCCAGGCUCUUGGAAUUGAACUUGGAAAGCAACAAUUAUCACCGCCAUGAAUUGAACAUUGUGUGAGCAUGUGA
Messenger RNA from Exophiala mesophila, 2431 nucleotides. RefSeq lists its product as uncharacterized. Bases 707 to 1999 code for a protein of 430 amino acids. The transcript has 2 exons. Lineage: Eukaryota; Fungi; Ascomycota; Eurotiomycetes; Chaetothyriales; Herpotrichiellaceae. Gene Ontology annotation, biological process: regulation of transcription by RNA polymerase II. Gene Ontology annotation, molecular function: RNA polymerase II cis-regulatory region sequence-specific DNA binding; DNA-binding transcription factor activity. The record is from RefSeq and is a predicted model, not a curated record.